This is a messenger RNA of Ictalurus punctatus (channel catfish), 13330 nucleotides long. It is a transcript of the gene wnk1b, whose product is annotated as WNK lysine deficient protein kinase 1b. The transcript has 33 exons. Lineage: Eukaryota; Metazoa; Chordata; Actinopteri; Siluriformes; Ictaluridae. Gene Ontology annotation, biological process: positive regulation of sodium ion transmembrane transporter activity; monoatomic ion homeostasis; intracellular signal transduction. Bases 1296 to 8789 code for a protein of 2497 amino acids. Gene Ontology annotation, cellular component: cytosol; cytoplasm. The record is from RefSeq and is a predicted model, not a curated record. Gene Ontology annotation, molecular function: ATP binding; potassium channel inhibitor activity; protein serine/threonine kinase activity.
AAACGGUUCUACUUCGUAUAGUUCCUGUAAGGGUUAGCAUUGAGCUAGCGACGCGAAUCCGCACCUUUUUCUGUUCUGUGUGGAAAAGCGCCAUCUUUCGGUUAUUUCGGGUAAAAGAAAAUGGUGCUUAGUGGGCGGGUCGAGUCCUGCUCAGCUCUAACGUGACAGACUGAAGAAGCAGAAAGCAGAAGAAGAAGAGAGAGAGAGUUAGUGUGUGUGUGUGUGUGAGAGUGAGAGCAGCUGAACACACACACCCCAUGUGUAAUAUAUAUUAGAUUAUUUUAUAUUAUAUUAUUUCUACACGGAGACGCGCGUGCACGCAGACAGUUAGUGUGUGAGAGAGAUAGACAGACAGACAGACAGACAGAUAGAUAGAGAGAGCAGUGUUUUUCUUGUAUUCCUCCGUUUUCAUCCUUUAACGGACUCUAAAUCGACUUUGUUUGUCUUUGCAUAUCAUCCGGACUGGAUUUGGACUCAGCACAGACGAGACUACGGAUUGUUUGUGGUGCUGUUUAACCAGAAUUGAUUCUCAGAACCCCAGGAGCAGUAUGAAGCGGUAGCCCGGCUCGGAUACCAUUUUUAAAAAAAUAAAUAAAAUAAUAACAAACCCUUUCAGACACUGAGAGAGAGGGAGAGACGCCAGUAUUGUUUUGUUGGACACUCGAAAGAUUUCCACAAGGUCACAAGUCAGCAUGUUGAGAUAAUAUUGUUGUUAUUUAUGACUUGGUGGUGGUGGUGUGGUACAGAGAGCUAGCCCUGGGGUUUUUUUCGCCUUCAUCACUCGGGUUUUAUUUUGUUGGCAAACUCAACCAACUGCUGCCUUUCUGUCUGAGAAGAAGAAGAAGCAUCUGCAUGAUCCAGAAGUGACUCCGGACCCGAGUUUGGCCGUUCAUACAGCGGAACGAUUAAAAAAGCAAAAAAGGCAAGCAGGCUCUUAGCCCGUCCUCCCUGUGGUUCCUGAUGCUCAGCGUGGACUCUCGCCGCUUCACUGCAGGAUGGAUGGUGUGGAUCUGACGCUUCUCUGUUGCCGUACGCGCUUGCUGAUCUGUGACUGCAUCCUGUUCUUUUACGUUUAUAAAAGAACUCCUCCUCUUUUGGGCUCGGGCCCGACGGAGUGUAUCGAUAACUGUUUAUAAGUACCACGCAAAAUAAUUCCAGGCUCUCACACAAAAUCUGAGAUUUUAUUUUGCCAACCCCCACCCCAUCCCCGGUUUACAUUUAGGAUUUAUUCUUGAUAGUAUCACUUAUUUAUUCUUUUAAAAGUUUGCUUGUUUUUUCCCUCUCCUGGAGUGAAGAUGUCACAAAACCCUAACGAUGGCGUGGAGUUUCUGGCUCCUCCCCCUAAAAAUGUGAAUGGCUCUGGGUCGGAUUCGAUGCUCGGUGAAAAACUGGGCGUGGAGGUCCGGCACCGCCGCCACACCAUGGACAAAGAUCUUAAGACGGCAGAGCACCGAUUUUUCCGCCGCAGCGUCAUUUGCGACUCUAACGUCACGGCGCUUGACCUCCCGAGCAAAGCCUGCAUCCCGACGUCUCUCCCGGACUGCGAGUCGUCCGUGUGCUCUUUGGGUUUGGGCUCGGCUCCGGACCGAGCUCCGGAGGUCUGUACAGCCGUUGUAAUAGAGGAGCCCGUGGAGGAUGUGGUUGGAGGAGGUGGACUCGGGCAUGAUGUUGGUAUAGACAAGGAUCUCCCGUGCGUGCAAGUAGAUGCUACUUGGAUUCGGAGCGAGAUUCCCAGGACUUUACCCACGCAGCCUGUUGUGACGAGUGUGCCAGAGCGGAAAGGGAAAGCGGACGGCGACGCGACUGAGAAAUGCGAGGAGGAAAAGGAGGCGGCGAAGGCUCGCGUGGAAGCAGAGCAAAGAGAGGCGGAGAAGAAGGUGCAGGAGGACGAGGAGGUGGAAACCAAAGCCGUGGGGACGUCGCUGGACGGCCGCUUCCUGAAAUUCGACAUCGAGAUCGGACGUGGAUCUUUCAAAACCGUCUACAAGGGCUUGGAUACCGAGACGACCGUGGAAGUAGCGUGGUGCGAGCUUCAGGACCGUAAGCUGUCCAAGUCCGAGCGUCAGCGCUUUAAAGAAGAGGCGGGCAUGCUGAAGGGCCUGCAGCACCCCAACAUCGUGCGCUUCUACGACUCGUGGGAGUCUCCCUCUAAAGGCCGCAAGUGCAUCGUACUGGUGACGGAGCUCAUGACAUCGGGCACGCUGAAAACGUACCUGAAGCGAUUUAAGGUGAUGAAGAUCAAGGUCCUGAGGAGCUGGUGCCGUCAGAUCCUGAAGGGCCUUCACUUCCUCCACACCAGGACUCCUCCCAUCAUCCACCGGGACCUGAAGUGCGACAACAUCUUCAUCACAGGUCCCACCGGCUCUGUAAAGAUCGGCGACCUGGGCCUGGCUACUUUAAAGCGCUCUUCUUUUGCCAAGAGCGUCAUAGGUACCCCUGAGUUCAUGGCACCCGAGAUGUAUGAGGAGAAGUACGACGAGUCGGUGGACGUGUACGCCUUUGGGAUGUGCAUGUUGGAGAUGGCUACCUCAGAGUACCCGUAUUCAGAGUGUCAGAACCCAGCGCAAAUCUACCGGCGGGUCACCAGCGGUGUGAAGCCGAGCAGCUUCGAUAAGGUGGCCAUACCUGAGGUGAAGGAGAUCAUCGAAGGCUGCAUUCGACAGAACAAAGACGAACGAUAUGCCAUCAAAGUCCUGCUGAACCAUGCCUUCUUCCAAGAGGAGACGGGAGUGCGGGUGGAACUGGCUGAGGAAGACGAUGGGGAAAUGAUCGCUAUCAAACUCUGGCUGCGCAUCGAAGACGCCAAAAAGCUGAAAGGCAAAUAUAAAGACAACGAAGCUAUCGAGUUCUCCUUUGACCUCCUUAAGGAUGUUCCUGAAGAUGUGGCCCAAGAAAUGGUUGAGUCUGGAUACGUGUGCGAGGCCGACCACAAGACCAUGGCCAAGGCCAUCAAAGACCGCGUGUCACUGAUCUGCCGUAAACGAGAACAGAGAAAGUUAGUUCGGGAGGAGCAGGAAAAGCGCAAACAGGAAGCUGAUCAACAACAACAACAACAACAACAACAGUUGAGCGAGUCUCAGAAGGCCUUGUAUUUCGGACCUCCGGGAACUCCAGGAGCCACUCAGACUCCGUGCAGCCUCCAGCCACCGACUCCCGGCCCUGGACAGCUCGAACCAGACGAGUGUGAAGUAGACCAACACCAGCAGCUGCAGUACCAGCAAGCUGAAGGUACGGUGGAGAGCGGACAGGGUUCAUCCGUCUUCUCCGAGACGCCGCUGAGUCAGCUCAACAUGUCUUAUAGUUCUCCUGCAGCAUCUCAUCAGAGCCCCCAGCAGCAGCAGCAGCAGCCUGCACAGCCCUCCUACCCCUCUGCCUCGCAAACUACCCAGCAGCACCCUGCAUUCCCCCCGCAGCCCAUGCCGCAGUCUCUGGCUCAGCCGUAUAGCGGUGGAGGGGGCUCGGGUGUGUCUGACCCGCCGCUCUCUUUCCCCUCCAUCCCCGAGCGGCCCAUCUCCUUCUCCCCGCCGCCGUCCUGCCCACCCAAAGGCUUCAACGUGCAGCGCCGCAAGAGCACCUCCAUCUUAGAGGCCCAUACGCGCCACUUUCAGCCAGCCUACCGCAGCUAUGGGAGCGGCCUCCAACCGUUCUCUAGCGUCGAAGCUCAUGAGCCGUCACACUUCCUGCUACCGAACAUAGCGGCUCAUAGACUGGCCGAGCAAAUGCAGGCUUCAACGGAGUCCUUGCACAGCUACAAGGACAUCCGGAUGGAGCAGGAGGAGGCCGUGCGCAGACUGAGUCUCAACCAGGCCGUCCUGCUGGACCAUUUGGAGGCCAUGGCGUACAGUGGAUACCCGAUAACAGCACAUCAGCUCAACCAGCUCACCUUCCACCAGCAGAUGCAGGCUGCUGCUGCUGCGAGCCUGGCGUACGAGAGCCCUCAGCCCUGCCCGGGCUACUUACACCCACACGUCCCGAGCCUCAUGCGCCUGAACCACAGUCCCAUCCCUCAGCCAGCACCUGGUAGCAUGGCCCAAGAAUCCUGUUACCAGCCUCACCCGUCAUUUCCUCAUUCUGCUCCCCCAGUACUGGCACACACUUCUGAUCCUGGCCCUGCCUUCGAGUUCCACACGCACAGCGUCCAAGCAGAGCCGGGAACGCUGGCUGCGAGGCUGUUCCGAGCCCGGCGCGGCUCCAUGGAGCUCAGUCUGGAAGAGGUGUCAGGAAACGCGGCACCGUGCAGUCGGCUGCAGCCGGUGACCGAGGAACUGGGGAGCUACAUGAGCCCGGAGAUGCCACUGCCUCCAGGAAGCCUGCUAUUGCUCCACACUCAAAAAGAGCGCAGCCCGGAUCCUUCCAGCGACUCGGUGACAUCUGACACUGGAGACUUUCACUCACCGCCUCUGCCGCACGCAGGACGCCCGUGUCUGGAUGCCUCGCUCGCUCAGUCCAUCCCCCAGACAUCCGAAAGAGGGAGCGGAACAUGCGAAGGCCAUCCUCCCACUCACCAGUCUUAUCUCUUCAUCCCUCCGUCUGAGCCAUUCAGCUCUAAUAUCAGCACUCUACAGAGCGCCUGGGCCCGACAAACCACCAUCCAGCCUCCUGAGCUUUCCUACCUGGAGACUGCUCUGAGCCUACAGGGUUCUGCUUUGCAGGCUCCGCCUCCCCAGUCCAGUACGGCUCUUCCGAUGGUCUCCACCAGUGCCCAGGCCGCACCCUGGAGCGACCCGGUCAAUCCACAGUAUGGAGGUUACUACAUCCCAGCAGUCUCUUCGCAGAUGCUUCCACAGCAGGUUUCUCUGAACCCUGCCUCUCAGCAGCCCACCGCCUCAUUGCCCCAGCAGCAGCAGCAGGCACUUCCACCACAGCCUGCCAGCUCAGGCCUACAAAGCAUCGCCCAAGCACACAUCCAGCCUGGGUCUCCUGCUACACAGUGUAUUAGUGAGUUGAGUCCUCGGGUUCUGUCCCCGUCGCCGUGUGUGGAGCGUCUGUUCUUCCAAUACCAGGCGACUCAGCUCGCUCUGGUGCAGCCGUCUGUGCCUGGCCUGGGCUUCCUGCCCCCCGUAUCAGUGCCUCCUCAGCCGCUCCCACUAACAGUGGCCCAGGGACAGCAGCCGCUCCUUGUGGUGGCUUCAUCAGUUCCCUCGUCCCCGGCACCAGGAACCGUACCGUCUGCGUCUCCCUCAGCACUGCUCACUGCGUCGUCGCAGCCCCAAACGAUGCUUCCUCCUCUGCCGAUCACGACCACUGUGCCAACAAUCUGUGUGGCUACUGUCCCCAGUCCUACCGAGCAGCCCGGGCUAGCGUCAGAAUCCCCGGCUCAGGCAUCCCAGACCGGUUCUCAGACCACAGAUAUGUCACAGCUUCAGGCUCCAGCAGUGCCCUGCGGCAUGGAAAGCAGCCACUCUGAUGUGGCGUCUGGCAUGAGUGACGGAAAUGAGGGCGGGACCAGCGGCAGGCAUGAGGGUCGUUCAGCCAAACGGCACCAGCGGAGAUCCGUACGCAGCCGCUCCCGCCACGACAAGACCACCAAAGCCAAACUUAACGUGCUCAAUAUCUCUAAUAUGGGUGACAGGGUUGCCGAGUGCCAGCUGGAAACACACAACAGGAAAAUGGUGACUUUCAAAUUCGACCUGGAUGGAGAUAAUCCUGAGGAAAUCGCUCAGAUCAUGGUUGAGAGCGAGUUUAUUCUGGAGAGCGAGCGAGAGUCCUUUAUCGAACAGGUUCGGGAGGUCAUCGAGACUGCAGAUGAAAGGGGUCUUGAAAGGGAAGGCAGCCAGACUGUAAGCAAUCCUGAAGUGCAGAUGACUGCUCCGUACACACCUCUCCAGCCAGGUGCUGGCGCGAGUACCACUACUCAGGUGGUGACCUCGGCGGGCCGCAGGUUCAUCGUCAGUCCUGUUCCCGAGUCCAGACUGAAGGAACAAUUCUUCAGCGCGGUUCAACCCCCUGCUCCUAUUUUUGAGCAGCCUGCAGCACCAGCAGGACUGCCUGCGAUGGGUCUGUCUCAGUCCGCCUCGGCGCUUUCUCUGCAGCAGGCGUUUACCGAGAUGCGUCAGGGACAGUAUGACCCUGGGCCGAGCACAGCACCCCCUACUCUCAACACCUCCCUUCCUCCACUGUUCCCUGCAGUCAACUCCUUGCCUCUGUCCUCCACUACGAUGCUGUCAUCUCCACCACAGUCCUCUGAGCUAGCUGGCCCUCCUCUGACGGUCUCCUCCUUGUCCUCCUCCUCUCCCCCUCCUUCACUCACUCCUGUGGUGGUCUCGUUACCUCCUCAGAUCCCCCUGCCUGUCUGUCAACCCGUGGUGACCGGUAUGACGGCUCAGCCUUUCUCAUCUCCGCCUUCCUCAGCCACUUCUGCUGUUUUUCCCCAGCCGACAGUCCCAGUACACACCACUAUCAGCACAGCAGCGCCGAGUAGCAUCGCUCCGCUCUGCCAGCACGCUCCCGUUAUAAACAAUGUGAUCUCUUUUCCUGGUGGAAUCACAGAACAACCUGCUGUCGCUUCUAGCGUAGCACAAAUCACCCCUCCUGUUGCCCCCAGCACAGCCAUUCAAACUCCUCAGCUCACACCUAGUGUCAUUGCGCCACUCCCUGUCACCGCCUCUUUGCCACAGGUGCCAGUCACCAGCAGUGCCCCUGUGGUGCAGCCCACCCUGGUUCACAGCCAACCGCAGCCUUCGCCGCUGCCCAAUCAGAGCCAUUCUCACUGCACCGAGUGUGAGAGCGACCCUCAGAGCAAAACCCCAGGCAUUGAUGACAUCCAUGCUCUAGACAAGAAGCUGCGCUCACUCUUUAUGGACAUGGGUGCCGGCCCUCCUUCCGGCCCAGCCGACGCCAGUGCCACCGAGCCAGCUGCUCCCGGCACAUCCUCCCCUACCACCUCCAUCACCACCCCUCUUCCUCCCACUAGCUUACCUCUGAGCUCUCCUAUGACCACCCCGGUCACUAGUGCCACCCCUGUCAGCAAAACGCCGUUGUCCCGAUUGCCGGUGUUGCCUGUCGGCUCCGAGCAGGCCGGCACGCCACCCACAGAACACCCACCUCUCUUCCCGGGACCUUGUCUAACUCAGUCCCAGCAGCCACUGGAGGACCUGGAUGCCCAGCUGAGACGAGCUCUGAGCCCUGAGACGGUGUCUGUUAGCAGCGUCGCAUACCAGUCCUCUCUUACCGGGAUACCUGCUGGAGGGCAGCCAGUUCCAUUUUCGCUUGAAGGAGAGCCAGGGGCUGUGCCUGCACCUGGAGGUUUCAAGCUGGGCCGAUUUCAGGUGUCUUUAGCAGCUGAUGACUCUUCCCUGCAGCCUCCCACAACCUUCGGUGACUCAUCUUCCUCUACAACCUCUUCAUCCACCUCGUCCUCGUCCUCGAAUCUCUCCAGUCCUGAGAACACACUGCACAGGGCCUCUCCUCCUCUGCGUGAGUCAGGGGGCGAUGUGGUGGACGGUUUGCCCCCUGCGCCCCCCGGCGAGCCGACUACAAUCGGCCGCUUCCAGGUCACCACCAAGAGUGAAACCACAGUGGGCCGUUUCUCUGUGAGUCGUGCCGCUGACAAGCCAGUAACUCUCAUACCCGGGGAUGCAGAGUCUCCAGAACCACCACCCCAGAGUCCUCCAGCUAUGGGCAACGGCCCUGCACUCAGUCCUGAGGGCAAGAGCCAGAUGAGCACGAACAACUCCUUUAACUCCUACUUCAGCAGCGAUAACGACUCCGAGUUCGAAGACGAGGACUUCAAACGGGAAAUCGACAAGCUACGUGAGAAGCACCUGAUGGAGAGUCAGGCGCUGUACGCUCGUCAGAAAGAGGAGAUCGAUGCUCUUUUCGCCCGUGUUGGAAAAGUCCCUCCCGCCAUCAUAAACCCACCCGCAGUGAAUCUGGCUGGCCGCAGGCGCCGACCCACCAAGAGCAAAAGCAGCAAGUCGAGCCGCACAAGUUCUCAGGGCAGUAAGAGCCCGGUCCAGCCUGGGAGCACCACUUUAUCCACUCAAAGCGCUCCCUUGGUGUACCCGACCCAGCAGUCCUUUCACUCCCCCAGUGGGUUGGGAGAGACAGGGAGCAACCCCCUGCUCCAGGCUUUCAAGCCCUCACCCUCCAGCGAGAACCUAUACUCGGCCUACACCAGUGAUGCCACGCUGUCCGCCCCCAGCCUCUGUCUGCCCACGCAUGGCUGUGUAAAGUUCAGCUGUGGGUCGGAGAGAGUGACCUUCAAACCAGGUGGCAGAAGGACCCGUUUUCUGAGGAAGAUGGUGAAAAAAGUGUGCCCCUGCAACCAACUCUGUAGGACGAACAGCACAAACACAGUGGGCGGACCGGGGCAGGGGCAGAACCAAACGCAGCCUCCUUCCAUUGCGUCCCAGAGCCGGAAGGGCACGUUCACCGACGACUUGCACAAGCUGGUGGACAACUGGGCCAGAGACGCCAUGAACCUGUCCCAGGGCAAGAGGGGCUCGAAACCCCAGCAGCAGGCCCCGUCUCAGAGCCACAGCUAUGAGAUGAUUCCUUCUGGAAGCAUGGCCCGCAAGUACUCCGCUCCGGGUCAGUUGUGUCCCAGCGUGGCUUCAUCCAUGCCCAACCCUCCUGCUACCUCUCUGGGGGCACGGAAAGGCUCACUGUGCCCUGCGCCUCAGUACGGCUACCCCUCUGCAUCUUACAACGGCCCAUGGGCCAGUGUCUCAGCCACACACACUCAGGCCCUGGGCCAGUUUCCCACAGCCCCGGGCACGGCCUUCCACAUCAACACUCUGCAGAAAUCAGUCAGCAACCCAGGAGGGCCUAAUUUAAGGACCACAUAAGGUUGGGUCUAGCCUGUGCUAGGCCACGAGAGAGUGAGAGAGAGAGAGAGAUGAACUGGUGGUGAGGUUGUUGUGAGCUUAGACGUGUGUUGGAGAUAAGCCAGGGUUUGUGCACACAUACACAAACACACCUUGUGUGGAUGAAUCACUCCUGCGCUCUGGUUUACAUGCCGUGAGGUGAAUGCACACCGGCGCAAAGGAAAGAUUAAAAAAAAACAACCACAAUGGGAGCAAUGUUAAAGCAGCCAAAGAGGAUGGUGACCAUUUUUUCUUCUUGUUUGAAAAUCUCACGAACGUGUAUAGCGAUGUUGCUCCAGAGUAGCCUGAGGACGAGCUUGCUAAGCUUUCCCUGACUGCUUCACUUUAUUUCACACACUUUUAGUCAGUUGAGGUCCCAGGUACCAGUGACGGAAGAGGGGGAAACGAGAUGGAUGCGCCCCGUCUCUCCAUUACAAACUUUCCGGCAUCCUGGUAUCUGCUCUAAUGCUAUGUAAUGCAAUAAUUCUAGAAAUUAAAUCAAACGCCCAUUUUAAAAACACAGGAAGUGGCCUUUAGUAGAGAAAACGAGUAUUCAUGUACAGCUUCUCUUCUUUUUUUUUCUUUUUUUUUAUUUUAUAUAUACGUAAAUUGGGGUAUCAUUUUAAAGUUGUGUGGAUUUUCACGUGGUCAGAGGCCAUUCAGCCACCCCUGAGAGUUUGGACUACAGAGCUACGAUAACUAUAACAACUCCCAGCUUGCUUUGUAGUACACCGUCAUGCUUACCGUCCACCUCCACCUCUCGUCUUGGGAGUUUUAUUUUACCCUAAAAAAUUUAUUUAAUUAACAAUAAAGAUCAAUACAAUUACCCAACCCGAUUUUUUUUCUCCUCCCCCCUUUAAAGUCAAAAACUAGUCCUGCGCUAUUAAUUCAGUUUUGGAAAGAACGUCCAGAGAGGCUGGAGGUGAGGUGGAGAUUUAUUUACCCUGAGCGAGGAAGGGGUGCCUGUGUGGCUUGUUCACGCAUACUGCAGGCUGGUGAAGCUUUAAAUCUACUAUCUCUUAGCAUUGUUACAGCUUUUAUAAUCCUGAGCGCAUUAGGGGACCUCUUUACGACAGGUUGAAUUUUUUGAACUGUAUGUUUAAAUGAGAAAAGUUGUGUUCUGUACGGACCUGUAUUUAUCCAUCAGUUAUUGAUGUUGAAACACUGUGAUUUAUUAUUAAUGUUGUUGGACAACAUAAGUUUAAAGCAAUGGUAGAAAAAGGGUGGAAACGAGGAGAGUUUAUUGCUAUUCGGUAAAAGGUAAUGUAAGGCUAGCUAUUACCUUAUUACAGAACUUAUUGGAGACACUUUAACCCUUUUCCCCCUGCUUUGUACUUCUUUCUUUGUAUUAGAUAAAUGUGAAUGUAAAACUGUUUCGAUUAACGUACUUGAAUAACCGGUCCGUUUUUUCCCUCCUCCCCAGUGCCCAGAGGGUGCUGGAGUUUCUAGUGCCUUGCAUUCUUUCUUUCCUUUUUUUUUGUUUUGUUUUGUUUUGUUUUUUGUUUGUUUUUUGCUUUGUAAUUUAAUUUUGUGGCAGCAGAGGUAGGUGUGUAGGUGCCUAGUCGGUUGUUUGCGUGAAAAUUAUGGCGAUUAACAGGCUGUCCUUUAGGGUAGAGACUCUUGAGUUUGGUGCCAUUUCUUUCUUUUUCUUUUUUUUUUACAUCUGGUUAAGACCAAAAUGAUCUGGUGAUGUAUAGUUCUAGCUUAUUACUCUUAGAAGGGGUGCGGGGUUUAUGAACUCUUUAAAGUGUUGUCUAGCACAAAAGGUCAGUGAUAAGAUUUUGGCCUGGGCACUAGUCUGGUGGACAGCCUGUCUCCAAUUUCCUGCCCUUUAGCCUGCUUGCCAGUGUUCUCAGAUCAAUCGCACCCCCUUUCAAGGACCCUUGCAUAUAGCAUGUUACCCUGCCAUAAUAGUUUGUAAAUUCUGUAAGCUACACAAUUCUCUUUGGGGCAGCAGAUAGACAGUUAAUAUCAAAGAGUAACCCUUUGUUAACUCUGGCAGCGAUGCAACACGACAUGGUAUUAAUAUUGAACCAUCGUUGGUCCUUUAGAGCGUCAGAAGAGGAGCGAGAGUGGGAUUAACUUUUAUGCAACUGAGAAUCGAUGUGAUGAGUAACAGUGGGAAUGAUGGACAAGUGGUAUGCCCAAACUGUUAAACAUCAGUGUUUGGGUUUUUUUUUGUGUUUUGGUUUCAGAUAUUCAUGCGUUGAUGCUACAGGCUUUAAGAGUUGAAUACACCUAUAAAGAAUGCCGCUGGUGUUUCCAGCUGGACGGCAUCUACUCAAACCAUUUGUAGUUUGUGGUCUAGCCUACGUUCUGCAUCUAGCUGUAUAGUUUAUCCAGGAGCUACCAAGGAAACCAUGGCAACCAGCGUUAACUCCAGAUAGCGAAGUGCAGAAGUGAACAGUGACUACAAGGUGAAAUGUCGCUGCUGGUCUGAACGCAGGGUUCUCCAGGAGGUAAGCAAGCACACGGUCAGCGCUCAGUUAAAGAGGAGCUACACCGAUUAGUUUACUGAGCUGUCCCAUGUUAAAGCUUGUUUUUUUGGCGUAGACGAGCCAUUCGAGUCGGGAAGUGCGGUAGUCUUGUGUCGGCUGUGAAUCGGAAGUGUCCAGAUGAGGUGAGUAAGUUGAGUGAAGUCAGUAUAUUGAGAGGAUUCUGAGAGUCAGUAAUAAAGAAUACUAGUCCCACAGGUUUGUAACCACUUUCAGUUUUGGGUUUGUCUGCAUCUCUGCUUCAGCAGCGAGGCCCCGUAUUGUCGUAGAUGCAACAGGCGACUUGUGGUUAAUCAAAAUGAAAGUUCAGUUCAGUUGAAGGACCAGGAAGGUGAAGUGUCGUAGGUGUAGGUGGCACCUCGCCAACACAAGACUCUGCCUCUGCUGCGCUGUAGUGUCUGAAACGGCGCCGCUUUCCUACUUGCGCUGCCCUUUAUCUCAUACGGUUCUCAGUUUAUUGUAGAAAUAUCUACCGUGUGCUUUUCAUGCAGAUCAGUAGCAUUUUAAAAGGUCUUUUAGCAGCAAUCACUUGAUGCCACUCACAUGGUCAGCAAAAAAAAACAAAAAAAACAACCCAAAAACAAAUAGAACAAUGUGUUUGUGUAGGUUAGAACUUCUGUGUAGAAGUCGGUGGACGUGUCGCCGCGUAUCUGUGAAAUCUACUUAGAGCAGAAAAACGCCAGCUUUAGAAAUCCGUAGAGCGGCAUGAGCAGGUUGCAGCUACAAGGUAUAGAGCAGUGAACCUAGUCAUCGUCACGACUGAUCACUGAUAGGAACUGCUAGAGUACACGCCAUGGCCUUUAAGCUUAGCUGUCUGCGUCUGGUAGCAGAAAAGUCCACGUUAUUAAUACAGUCCAUUAAUAGAGAACUACAGAAUAGAUUAGAAACCGUUUACUCUCUGUGAGUGGCUGUAUUGAACUUUCAGUAUUUAAAAACAAAAGGUUUUAACGAUUUGUUUGUUUGUUUUAUUUUCUUCCCGCUUAGUUCGUACUCAGUGCUUUAUCUGUAAAUCUAGAACGCAGUGCUUGGUUUGGUUUUUUGAAGCUGAGAUCAAAUCCAAAUUUUCCAGUUCCGUUAAUUCUGUGUUCGAAUGAAACCCUCAACGACUAGCAUACGAGUGCCAUUCCUACAUUUCUCAUGAGUUGUAGUUUGCUCUGAUUUUAUUUCCAUAAACCGAGCACCUUGUUUACGGUUAGAAAAGUGAUUAUUUAGUAGCUGCAGUGCAGAAUAUGCAAUAUAUGUAAUAAUGGGAUACACUGGGUAGAGACCAUGUCCCAGGUUUACUCCAGUAGUAAGGAGAAUUUACUGAAUUCACACGUGCUAUUACUCCAGUAUCACUUUUUUUGUUUCCGUUUGGAACGUAGACACUUCUACCGUAAUAUUAUCCUGUUUACGCCUUCACCUUCCACCUGUCACAAAUUGCCGCUUAGGAAAGUGCCAAUAUGUAGAAAUGCAGUUCACUGCACCACCUGACACAUUCAGAGAAUAAUAAUAAUAAACAUGCUCGUCUUUCUGGGAAAAAGAACUUGCAUGCUACUUUGGUCACUAGUGAUAUUCACCACAACGUCACAACAGUCUCCUGCAUUAAUUGGAAUGAGUGUCGUCUUCUUUUUUUUUUUUUUUUCCCCCUUCCAUUUUGUCUCCUGUGGAAAGAAAUACAUCCGAACAGUGUGUUUACUUAAUGCUACUGACCUGUCAUUAAGUUAUUUUGUUUUGUACUACUAUCCGAGUUCUUGAUUGUGUGUCUGCCAUUUAGUGACUUCGGUGAUUUUUCUUUUCCAUACACUAUUUAACAUUGUGCAAAAUGUCUAAAAAAAAAUAAAAUAAAUAAAAAAAAAAAAGAAGAAGAAGAAAAAAGGUGAAUAAAAUGAAAACCAAACAAAAACAUGUCAUGAAUCAUUGGCAGCAUUUAACUGUUUAAAUGGUUUGCACUGUAGGAUGUUGAGGCUUCAUACAAAACUGCUCUCCAAUAAAACACAAUUUGUUACAUUAUUUGUAAAUUUAAUAAAUGAAAGCCAUUUAAAUAAA